This is a messenger RNA of Chaetomium globosum CBS 148.51, 3087 nucleotides long. RefSeq lists its product as uncharacterized. NCBI's taxonomy places the organism in Eukaryota, Fungi, Ascomycota, Sordariomycetes, Sordariales, Chaetomiaceae. The transcript is spliced from 4 exons. The record is from RefSeq and is a predicted model, not a curated record. The coding region runs from base 1 to 3087 and encodes 1028 amino acids.
AUGCGCCCACCAAUUGAGCAUGCGUUGCUUCAGGUGCUCAACGUCUUGAACAAGGGCAUCCAGACACCCUCCCUAGCCGACCGAGCAUACUCAAGAGCAGGCUCGGGCUCGGGCAUUGCGCUAUUGCCGCCGCAGAUACGAUCCGAGUUCGAAACCAUCUUGACGCGACUGAGCAUCUGGGCCGGCAGCAUGGGUGUUCUCGCACCAAGCCAUGCAUCCCUCGAUGAGAGACUCCAUUCUGGCGACCACGACGAGAUUCGCGAUGUUCUCUGCCACCUGCUCGGCCGCCUGAAAGAAACUCUUCAGCUUGCCAUGGAGCCGCCUGCACAGGAAUCCGAAGGCGAGUCGGAAGGCAGCGAUCCCAGCGACAGCGACUCGCUGGUGAGUCUAGACAUGGCUGACAAUGUUCUGGGCAUGGAAGGGCGUCCACCCCUGGAUGCAAGCCCAGUCGUAAAAGCGAAUGAUAUCAUCAGUCGUCUCUACCGACUGUCAUCGGCAAUACGGAAACCGGUGUCAUCGAGGGAGAAUGAGAGGGUUCGGAAGUUUGCCCAGGACCUGGUGAACCGUCCGGACAUGCAAUCCCAGGCUGAGGAACUAGAUUCGCUUGGUUCGUUUGCCCGGUGGCUGACCGGCUACAAGUACCCCAAGGCCCCGCAACCCCUUGUUGAGAGACUGGUGUCUUCUGUUGCGUUCCGCCGCGCAAGAUUGCUCUACCGACAUCGACACCAAAGCAAGCUCCAACAGGGCGUGCCAAAGGUGGUCCGAGAGCGAGGUAAUGACUUUCACAUGAACCCAGAGCGCGCUGCAGCUGCUGCCCAAGGGUUGGCUGGAAACGUUCCGGCUCUCGGAUUCGAUCCAGGACCAUCUCCGAGUGUCGUCUUUUCAGCUACCGUUGCGUCUUCUGUGGAUCGCCGCCGGUACCAAUCCUUUGGAAAAUCGGUACCCCUGUCCGGAAUCACGCAAACCGCGGUGAAUCGGAGAAGGAACCUAGAUGUGCCCCCAUAUUCGGGACCGACGGAUGAAUCUUCAGAUCAAGCUUUUUGUCCGUAUUGCACAAGGGCGAUCGACAUGAAAGAAACAAGGGAGCCACGCUGGACGCGGCAUAUUCUGAAAGAUAUUGAGCCUUACAUCUGUUUGUUUCCUGAUUGCGGUGACGAUGGCCUAUCCUUCCGGUCCUCGGAUGAGUGGCUGAGGCAUAUGCAGCAACACACCCUGGUCUGGUCGUGUCAGAUCGUGGGGCACGAGAGUGAGGUCUAUCGUUCUUCUGAGGAGCUCGAGGACCACAUACGCUCCGCGCAUUCUGACUCUGUCACCGACAGCCAGAUUCCAUACCUGGUCCGGAGCAGCGCCAGGCCGCACCCUGAUCUAUUUUCUGUUCUUGCCUCAUCGUGGAACCUCGCAGCGACCGGCGCAUCUGACAACCCUACCGAGCCAAGAGCAUCUCCUGUCUGCAUUUUGUGUCAGGAGGAAAUUGGAUCCCAAUCCGGAACCGAGAGCGAAGGUAACCUAUGUGACCACAUAUUGAACCACCUAGAGGAGAUGGCCCUCUUCUCCCUCCCGCCAACCGAACAUACAGAAGAUGGGCGCUCGAUGGCGUCAGGGAAGAAGACUCGGGGCACAGCUCAGGAUAUUUCGGACUUACCGCCAGCGGAGUUUGACGACGAUAAUGGCGGCGCGGCUCUUAGCCCAUCGUGGCAGCUUUACAGAAAAGAGGGCGUAUUACCCCGCCUGUCCGGGUCACCAGAUGAAGAGACCCUGCAGAGGGUGUACAGAGAGGUACAAAACAUGCGACUCGCAGAUGAUCCCUCUUUAGAGCCUUCAGACCGUGAAGCCGACCCGAUCUUGGGACAUUUUACCAAGUCCUCACCCUACUGUGCAACACAUACAUGCCAGUACCUACUCCGGAUAGCAGAUGCCGAAGGCGAAGCACCUGCUUUCUGUCAUCUUCCAAAGGCAAAGGAUGUACCAUUCUGCGCAGAACACAUGAAAUGCGGUCGGCCGCACUGUCCUGAACAGGGCUUCUAUGAACAAGCAGGCGAGAGAGCCGUGUCAACUGACAGUCACGUUCUACCCUGGUUUUGUUGGAGACACCGCUGUCAGGAGGGUGGGUGCAACCGCGGCAUUGACAACAAUCAGCAAAAGCGCUGUGCAAGGCAUGCCUUGACGUUGCCUCAGGGAUGGCCGUUUAUUAAGCAGCAUAAGCUAAGUGACGUUGAUCUAGAGUUCAACAAGGCCCGCAACAGGUUCAUAUCUUUAUCAGGAAUCCCGAUGAAGUGGGAGGACCCUACUUUGCUAGACAAUGCGCUUCAGGUGGUUCCUCUCGAUCAAAUCUACGAAGAAGCCGACACGGAAAACCUUCAGUUCCUAGAGGAGGCCAUUUCUGCUGGGCAGUGGCCGGAAUGGGGUUACCAGGAUUGUGUCGUCCGCACGCUGUUACGUUGGUUCAAACGCGACUUCUUCACAUGGGUCAACAAUCCGGUCUGUUCCGUAUGCCUGUCGCCAACCAUUGCACUGGGAAUGACACCGCCAACCGACCAAGAGACUGUCCACGGCGCGAUGCGCGUGGAGCUAUACGAAUGCCACAAUGGAAGAUGCGGUGCGAAACAGCGUUUUCCGCGGUACUCGAGCGCCGUGAAAUUGCUGGAAACGCGCAGAGGGCGCGUUGGAGAGUGGACCAACUGCUUCGGCUUCCUCUGUCGGGCAAUUGGUAGUCGUGUCCGCUGGGUGUGGAACUCGGAAGACCACACGUGGCUGGAGAUUUACUCGGAACACCAGGAUAGAUGGGUCCACGCCGAUGUCUGCGAAGAUGCCUGGGACAAACCCCUGCUGUAUUCCAAAGGAUGGGGCAAGCGUAUGGCUUAUUGCAUCGCCUUCUCCCUCGACGGCGCGACGGAUGUGACUGGGCGAUAUGUUGUGGAAGAAGCCCACGCGCUGCCAAGGGACAUAUGCUCCGAGACUCAGCUUACCGAGAUCCUGGCCGAGAUCACGGCGAUGCGUCGCGAAGGCAGAAGCGAUGAGGUAAAGGCCCGCUUGGUCAAGGAGGACGAAAUCGAAGCCGAGCAACUUAUGUCCGGUAGCCCUGUCUAA